AAAAGGUAAUAAGUGAAACUGCAAUUUUAAAAAUGGGAAAAUAGGUGGCUGGGUGCAGUGGAUCAUGCCUGUAAUCCCAGCACUUUGGGAGGCCAAGGUGGGCCACUCACUGGAGGUCAGGAGUUUGAGACCAGCCUGGCCAACGUGGUGAAACCCCGUCUCUACUAAACAUACAAAAAUUAGCUGGGCAUGGUGGCACGCGCCUGUAGUCCUGGAUACUCAGGAGGCUGAGGCAGGAGAAUCACUUGAGCCCGGGAGGCGGAGGUUGCAGUGAGUCUAGAUUGUGCCACUGCAUGCCAAGCUGGGCAACAGAGUGAGGCUCGGUCUCAAUAAAUAAAUAAUUAAUUUAAAAAAUGGGAAAAUAGGAAGUGAAAUGUAAUCAUAUGCAUUCCUAAUUUCCAGGGAAUGGGUCAUCUUCUCCUCAGGGUUCUGAAUGAAGAUUGUGCCAAUUAAAAGGUGCCCUGGUUGGCCACAAAGCCCAGAGCUAGAAAUAGAAGGAACACAAUGGAAACACCAGCUGUCAGAAGCUGCAGCAGGACCUCAAGAACGAUGCUGCAAACAUCUAAUGAGAAAUAGAAAACUUCUUACAAGUCCCAUAACUAAUGUCGAUGAGACAAUGCUGAAGACGAGCCUGAAUUUAAUAAAUCUUUUAAUAUUUCCACAGCUGGGCCUGCUUACUCGGGGCUGGUGGACCAUUUUCUUAAAUAAGGCAUGGCGCUGGUCUGACAUUAGUUUAACAAGGUAAUUAUCAAGUGAAAAAUAGCUGCUGCACUGCUGUGAACCUGAAUAAUAACUCUCAUAAUUACUGAUUUUGGGCCUAUCUUUUAAAAAAAUAAUAGAGCUCUAAGUACUAAAGCAUUUUAUAAGAAAUACAUUCCAGUACAGUGUCUAGAAGCAUGGAGAACUAUUAAGGAUAUAAUUAGCAGUUUAUUUACAUAAUCAGUCAAACACCGUUUAUCAUUUCUCUUAUGGUCCUAUUGAAGGAAAGCAAAUAAGCAUGAGAAUUAAGUUAUUUUAUGCAGGCAAAUUUGAAAAAGAGAAUUAUUAUUAAUUGUUUUAAAGCUUGAAGGUUGAACUUUCUAAAUGCCUCAAGUGAACACUGAAUAAGUAUAGUUGAGUUUACCAAAUGCUAGUACUUCUCAUAUAUGACAUGACAAACAUUUCCAGAGGAAAUUUUACACGGACAAAUACAUCUCUCAGCUAGCUAACUUUAAUCUUUGGAAUAUUUUCAAAGCUUGAAUUAAUUCUGAAAACACAGACACAAAUAAUUAUCCUUUACCUGAGAACCAUCUCAGGUGGUUGAUUUUUAUCCGGAAUAUCGGAAUAUGAGAGUAACAUGGAGUUACCAUGUGUGUCUAUGAGGAAAUACCCUCCCAAGCAUUACUGACUGGGACAAGCUCAUAAUUAGAUUUUGAAAGAACUCUUCUUUUUUCAUUGUUUUCAGUGUAACAACCUCAUCCUGACAUAGCAAAUGAUGCAUUUUUCAAAGUAAAAAAAGACAAACAAUCAAACUGCAAAGAAGAUUAUUCAAAGGCAGGACUAAGUCAGACAUAAUGUAUUUUUUAAGGAAAGUUUGUAAAAAUAAUGUAAUAUUGCUUUCGAUAAAAUGGAGAACAAAUUUUGAUGUGUAAGGGAGUGAUGCUGCUGUGUUUCAUUAAAUGGGAGGGGCUUUAUCACCAGGCUCCCAGGUGACCUUAUGUCCUCCUUUUUCAGAUCUUCAGAAUGAUAAUUAGUGUCAUCAUUGUCAAGUUCAAGUUCUCCUGACUUGUUGAAAAGCCAAAAAUACAUAUUGUGACAGGGAAGUUCCCAUCAAAGAGUAGUAAGGAGAAUACCAAUUGGGAAAGGACAACUUCAUAAAAAUAAACAAGUAUGGCAUAAUGGUUUGUGAAGUUGAUUCUUCUGGAAUGAAUAAUAAAAGCAAAAUACAUGAAGGCACCCAGUUCUGUAAGCUCCUGAAUUCAAGUACUCCAAUAUGAUUACCUUGAUUAAACAAUAAAUAAAACAUACCCUGAUGGGUAAUUUUGUCAUGGAGCCUCUACAUUCUUAAUGAAAUCCAUCUGAACAUUGCUUAAUACAGUCGUAGAAGAGUGCUAAUUUGACCUGACUUCAACAAAUGCUUUAUUUUACCUCAUCUGCAUAAAUAAGGUGUGUUCACAGUUCUAAAACAUGACAUGAAUGUGAAGAUUAAGCUACACAUUGGAUUGUGGGGGAGGAUACCUGGAUUUGGCUCACUCCACUAAACCAAAAUAUCACCAACCAUUAUUAUCUAAAAGAAAUACUGCUUCUCGCGGCGCUCGAGGGACCAUGGCCGAUCCUCGCGUGAGACAGAUCAAGAUCAAGACCGGCGUGGUGAAGCGGUUGGUCAAAGAAAAAGUGAUGUAUGAAAAAGAGGCAAAACAACAAGAAGAAAAGAUUGAAAAAAUGAGAGCUGAAGAUGGUGAAAAUUAUGACAUUAAAAAGCAGGCAGAGAUCCUACAAGAAUCCCGGAUGAUGAUCCCAGAUUGCCAGCGCAGGUUGGAAGCCGCAUAUUUGGAUCUUCAACGGAUACUAGAAAAUGAAAAAGACUUGGAAGAAGCUGAGGAAUAUAAAGAAGCACGUUUAGUACUGGAUUCAGUGAAGUUAGAAGCCUGAAACUUUUCUCGUAUGGGGUGGUUUUUGCAUUAAAUCCUGGGGUCCAUUUUACAAUCCAUUAUUUUUGACCACUGCUAUGUGUUCAAGUAGUAUGAGAAUGUGAUUGUUUUUAUCUGGUUACAUAUAUAUUUCUUUGUCUAAUUUAAUAUGUCAAAUAAAUGAGUUCAUCUAAUAAAAAAAAAGAAAGAAAGAAA
Pan troglodytes (chimpanzee) is the source of this 2825-nucleotide messenger RNA. RefSeq names its product tubulin-specific chaperone A. Gene Ontology annotation, molecular function: beta-tubulin binding. Gene Ontology annotation, biological process: tubulin complex assembly; post-chaperonin tubulin folding pathway. NCBI's taxonomy places the organism in Eukaryota, Metazoa, Chordata, Mammalia, Primates, Hominidae. Bases 2305 to 2631 code for a protein of 108 amino acids. Gene Ontology annotation, cellular component: microtubule cytoskeleton; cytosol. The record is from RefSeq and is a predicted model, not a curated record. The transcript has a single exon.